AUGCUUCAAUUGAGCCACAAACUAGAAGGUAAACAUGUAUUGCUAGUAGGUUGCGGAGAAGUCGGUUAUACUAGAGUGUUGAAGCUAUUGCCAACCAAGUGCAAAUUGACAAUUGUAUCACCAGAGAUACAUCCAAAACUAGCUACGUUAGUGGAUAAUGAGAAAUACGAGGUGGGCCAAAUUUACAAGUACCUAGCAAGGCCGUUCAAAGAAGAUGAUUUGGUAAUGUAUGGUAACAACCAGGCACAAUCGAUAGAGGAUUUGGAGAAACCCUGCGGGUUCCACAUGGUGUUCACGUGUUUGCCGGACCUUGAGCUCAGUAGAAAUAUUUACCAAAUGACCAAGUUGAAAUUGGGUACUGGAACGCUAUGCAAUGUAGCAGAUCAACCGCCGUUAUGUGAUUUUUAUUUCGGGGCGAAUUUAAGGUUAGGCGAUGAGAAGUACGGAUUAUCGAUAAUGAUCAGUAGCGAGGGCAUGUCGCCGCGGUUCACGGCACUAUUCAAGAAGGAACUAAUGAAAACAUAUGGUGAGUGGCCUGUGAAGGAAUGUGUUGAAAAAUUGAACGAUGUACGUGAGCAAGUGAGGAAAAUAUCUGAAGAAUAUGUUUCUGCCUUCGAUGACGACAGGGCGCAAUUGAUCAAAUUCCGAAUGGAGUGGCUUAAGGCACUUACGGAUAAAUUCGGGACGCAAUGCUAUAGACUAGACGUAAAGAAAGUCAUUGCUCUUUUCCAAUCAAUGAUCAAGAGCAAAGAGGUUAAUUUGGACAAGAUUCCGGAGGAAACGUUAAUUGACGAUGAGACCCAAAAUUUGGGGCAGCUUAGUAUCGCCUAG
Messenger RNA from Kluyveromyces marxianus DMKU3-1042, 831 nucleotides. RefSeq names its product bifunctional precorrin-2 dehydrogenase/sirohydrochlorin ferrochelatase MET8 (gene MET8). The coding region runs from base 1 to 831 and encodes 276 amino acids. Gene Ontology annotation, molecular function: precorrin-2 dehydrogenase activity; protoporphyrin ferrochelatase activity. Gene Ontology annotation, biological process: siroheme biosynthetic process. The transcript has a single exon. Lineage: Eukaryota; Fungi; Ascomycota; Saccharomycetes; Saccharomycetales; Saccharomycetaceae. The record is from RefSeq and is a predicted model, not a curated record.